Messenger RNA from Mus pahari (shrew mouse), 4737 nucleotides. RefSeq names its product heat shock protein family A (Hsp70) member 4 like (gene Hspa4l). Lineage: Eukaryota; Metazoa; Chordata; Mammalia; Rodentia; Muridae. Gene Ontology annotation, biological process: protein folding. The record is from RefSeq and is a predicted model, not a curated record. The coding region runs from base 335 to 2851 and encodes 838 amino acids. Gene Ontology annotation, cellular component: cytosol; nucleus. Gene Ontology annotation, molecular function: ATP-dependent protein folding chaperone; ATP binding. The transcript has 19 exons.
GCAGCGAGCCGUUGCCGAGCGCUGACGGGAGCGGCCGAGUGCGAGGCGGCCGAGCCUCAGCCGAUCGGUAGCUCGCGCCUCCCGGGGCCGAGCGCGCAGGCGCAGACCACAGUAACUGCCGGUUGGGGGCGGCGAACCGCAGUGGAGACGAGGCGGCGGGCCGGGCGGAGGCGGCGCGGCUCAGGCGGGCGGCUCCACCUCCGCAGUUCCGACGCCCUGCCCUAGAUUUUCCGAUAGAGAGAGGGUCCUCUCCUCUGCUUCUCGCAGGAGUCGCAGCGCCCGCAGUGGGGACCCGCAGCGGGAAGCGGUCUCCGCAGCCCGAGCCUCUGGCGGGAUGUCGGUGGUGGGCAUUGACCUCGGUUUCCUCAACUGCUACAUCGCUGUGGCGAGGAGCGGCGGCAUCGAGACCAUCGCCAACGAGUACAGCGACAGGUGCACGCCGGCCUGUAUAUCUUUGGGAUCCAGAACUCGAGCCAUUGGAAAUGCAGCUAAGAGCCAGAUAGUCACAAAUGUAAGAAAUACAAUUCAUGGCUUCAAAAAGCUUCACGGGCGAUCAUUUGAUGACCCCAUUGUGCAAACGGAGAGGAUCAGGCUUCCAUAUGAGCUGCAGAAGAUGCCUAAUGGAAGUGCAGGCGUUAAGGUGCGGUACCUGGAAGAAGAGCGGCCCUUUGCAAUUGAGCAAGUCACUGGGAUGUUGCUGGCUAAGCUUAAAGAAACCUCAGAAAAUGCCCUGAAGAAGCCAGUGGCUGACUGUGUGAUCUCGAUCCCGAGCUUUUUCACCGAUGCAGAGAGAAGAUCCGUGAUGGCCGCAGCCCAGGUUGCAGGCUUAAACUGUCUGAGGCUGAUGAAUGAAACCACUGCAGUUGCCCUGGCAUAUGGAAUUUAUAAGCAGGAUCUUCCCUCAUUAGAUGAGAAACCAAGGAAUGUUGUGUUUAUCGACAUGGGACAUUCUGCCUAUCAGGUCUCUGUUUGUGCUUUUAACAAAGGAAAACUUAAAGUGCUGGCUACUACCUUUGACCCAUAUUUGGGUGGCAGGAACUUUGAUGAGGCUUUAGUAGACUACUUCUGUGAUGAAUUCAAGACCAAAUAUAAGAUAAAUGUCAAAGAGAACUCUCGGGCCUUGCUGCGGCUGUAUCAGGAGUGUGAAAAACUAAAGAAGCUGAUGAGUGCAAAUGCGUCAGAUCUUCCCCUUAACAUCGAGUGUUUCAUGAAUGACCUUGAUGUUUCUAGUAAGAUGAACAGGGCUCAGUUUGAGCAGUUGUGUGCCUCCCUCUUGGCCAGGGUUGAACCACCUUUAAAAUCAGUAAUGGAUCAAGCUAACUUACAACGUGAAGACAUAAACAGCAUAGAAAUUGUGGGAGGGGCCACACGGAUUCCUGCAGUCAAGGAGCAGGUGACUAGGUUCUUUCUGAAAGACAUCAGUACCACCCUGAAUGCUGAUGAAGCCGUUGCCCGAGGAUGUGCAUUGCAGUGUGCGAUUCUCUCACCAGCAUUUAAAGUACGUGAAUUUUCCAUAACAGACCUUGUUCCCUACUCAGUCACAUUAAGGUGGAAGACUUCUUUUGAAGAAGGGACUGGGGAAUGUGAAGUCUUCUCUAAGAACCACCCGGCCCCAUUCUCAAAGGUCAUAACUUUCCACAAGAAGGAACCAUUUGAACUAGAAGCGUUUUAUACUAAUUUGCAUGAAGUGCCUUAUCCUGAUCCAAGAAUUGGAAACUUCACUAUUCAGAAUGUUUUCCCACAGUCUGAUGGUGAUAGUUCUAAAGUAAAAGUUAAAGUUCGUAUUAAUAUCCAUGGAAUCUUCAGUGUGGCCAGUGCAUCAGUAAUUGAGAAACAGAAUCUGGAAGGUGAUCAUAAUGAUGCCCCUAUGGAAACUGAAGCUCCUAAGAAUGAAGGCAAAGAGGAUAUGGACAAAAUGCAGGUUGACCAAGAAGAAGGAGGGCAUCAGAAAUGUCAUGCUGAGCAUACACCAGAAGAAGAGAUUGACCACACGGGGGCCAAAGCAAAGGCACCUCCUUCAGAUAAGCAGGAUCGCAUAAAUCAAACUAUUAAAAAAGGGAAAAUCAAGAGUAUUGAUCUACCUAUCCAGAGCAGCCUGUACAGACAACUGACUCAAGAUCUUCUCAAUACUUACAUUGAAAAUGAGGGGAAGAUGAUAAUGCAGGAUAAAUUAGAGAAAGAAAGAAAUGAUGCUAAAAAUGCUGUUGAAGAAUACGUCUAUGAUUUCAGAGACAAACUGGGUACUGUCUACGAAAAGUUCAUCACUCCAGAAGACAUGAAUAAGCUGUCUGCAAUGUUAGAAGACACAGAAAAUUGGCUUUAUGAAGAAGGAGAAGACCAGCCUAAACAAGUUUAUGUGGAUAGGCUUCAGGAAUUAAAGAAAUAUGGCCAGCCCAUUCAAAUGAAAUACGUGGAACAUGAAGAGAGACCAAAAGCUUUAAAUGACUUGGGGAAAAAGAUUCAGCUUGUCCUGAAAGUUAUAGAAGCACACAGAAACAAGGAUGAAAGAUACGAUCACCUGGAUCCUGCUGAAAUGGAAAAAGUCGAAAAGUACAUCAGUGACUCCAUGAACUGGCUAAACAGUAAGAUGAAUGCACAGAAUAAAUUAAGUCUUACUCAAGAUCCUGUGGUAAAAGUGUCAGAAAUAGUUACAAAGUCAAAGGAACUGGAUAAUUUCUGUAACCCCAUCGUUUAUAAGCCCAAACCAAAAGUAGAAGCUCCUGAAGACAAAGCAAAAACUAGUAGUGAGCACAAUGGACCAAUGGAUGGACAGAGUGGUUCAGAGACCAGCCCAGAUCCACCGAAAGGAAGCUCACAGCACACUGACUCUGGAGAGAUGGAAGUGGACUAAGUGUCAUGUAAUCCAAGCAGUUGGUUAACUACAGGGCCCAUUCAUCCUUUAUGCCUGGUACACACAACAUAUGUUCAGUUGUUCUUAACUACUUUUGUCAUUUGUUUUUUGGAGUAGUUUUGAAAAGUGUCUCUAUUGAGUGCACUAUUGCUGUCCAUUGCUGCUGUGAAGCCUUAGCUGAAUAUAGAUGUACAAAUCAGUUUGAGCUCUCCUUACAUACUUUGUGUCAGUAUGCAGGACUGCUAUGUACUCGGCAACCAUCCACUGUAGUCACAGCUUCUACUUGCAUAGCCCUCAGCUACUCGAUGCAGGAAGGGGAUACUGCAUUGCUCUUUUGUUGCAGAGUCAGGGGUUAUACUGCAUUAUUAUUGUGAAACAAAUCGAAGGUGAUGUGGUUUAGAGCCACCAGCACUGACCCUUUCCUAGUUUCCCUAAUGCUAUCACUUAAAUAUUAAAACAAAUGGGAGGUUCUGACAUCCUACACCAUUUGACUGAUGCGCCACCAGGAAUCCAGUCUUGUCAUCACAUAAAUGAUCUAAGUGACACUCAGCGAGGGAUGACAGUGCAGUUUGACAUUCAAAUAACACCAGCAUUUGCUGCUUUUGUUGGUAGCAUGGAUUCAUGUUUUCUCAGAGUAACUUUUCACUUGAAACUGUUGAUCUUCUUGUCCAAAAGACCAGCUGCUGCUACACUAAUGCUAAGCCUAUGGGAAAGCACUGUUGACCUGCUCAGGUGCACAUCUGUGAUGCUGACAGACUUGGUUCAGUUUUUAUAGUUGUGUUGGUUUUCUUAAUUGAUUUUUGUUAAUAAUACCUUAAUCUGGGGUAGGGAGACGUUGCACAAUGCAUUAUAUAUACCUAUCACUAAUUUAAUGUUUCAAUGUAGAUAGACACUAUUAAAUAAGCAGUAAUUCCUUGAAAGGAGUACCUGUACCAAAUCCUAGGAAAUAAUGCUUGUAAUAAACUUAACUGUGUUACAUCAGUAGGUAAAAUACAUAAUGUUACAUAGUGUAAUAUGAUAUAAUGUGAUUAAAUUAUAGUUCCUGCUGUUAAAUUGCCUUUUGAAAACUUGGCUCCAGGGUUGGUGCUUCUUAAAUGGGGAAAGGCACAGUGAACUUCAGCCAUAUUAAGGACCUGGUCUGUGGUUUAUCACCAGACUUGUUCACUCCAUUCAGUUAUGUCUGAGCCUUGAAACUGUUUUAUUUAACCAUGGGGAAGGCUGGGGUGAUGUUUCAGUCUUCAAGACAUAAGCAAGACAAAAUGCAUGGGCCUUCACUGAAGAUCAACUUGAGUUACAAUUUUCAGAGGCUGUUUUCCCAAAGCUGAAUCUUUAUACUAAAUGCAAUACUGACCUUUCCUUAAGUAGCUAAAGACCGAGAGUAUACUAUCUUUAGGGAUAGUCAUUUCUCAAAUGAGUUCUCUAAUAGAGAUUUUGUUCCUACAAUGUAGUCUGCACUGAAAGGAGAAUGUAGGAGGGUGGGGUGGUCAUUUUGCAGGAAUUUUUAUUCAGAUUUUGGGGGUAGAUACCAUCCCUUUUCAUUAAGAAAAUCAUAUAGUUCCAACAUAUUUUAAAUGUCUAUAUCUUUUAUUACCAUUAGAUCCAAAUACAUUUUAAGUAGAUAUUAGUUACUUUUAAUUUGUAUGAUAAAUAUAUACAUAGGUCCAUUUCAGGAAAAAAAAUCAUGGUUGUAAAGGGAAUAUGUAACCACACAGAUAUUUUAUAGCUGCUUCCUGGUUCUCAUUUACACUCAAUAAGGAGCUGUUCCUUAGGACCUAUUGGAAGUAGAAGAAACAUCUCUCCCUGCACCUGAAUGUCCAGCAGAGCCUCAAGUUUUCCAUCCUGCUGUUACGUUACUUUCAAAUAGUUUAAUGUUUUAGUCAGAGAAA